AUGCAUGAUAUAUAUGUAUAUGCUAUAUAUAUUUUACACACUACAGAUAGGUUCCAUAAAUUGAGCGGUGUUGUUGAAACCAACAAGCCCAAAGGUGAGCAAUUUGGAAGCAGAAACCAUGAAACACAUGCAAUUAUAAAAAAACAGAGUAAUCUGAGAGAGAGAGGAGAGAAGAUGGGCGUGUUAGAAUACUACCCGGAGCUUCUGGUGGUAAUCUCAGUGAUGGCGUACAUGGUGAUGGUAAGGAGAAGGGGAAAAGGCAUCCUGCUCCCCACGAACUGGCCGGUGGUGGGAAUGCUGCCGGGCGUCCUCCUCAAUCUCCACCGCCCCCACGAAUACCUCACCCAAGUCUUCCGCGACCACGGCACCACCCUCCACUUCAAGGGCCCCUCCCACUCCCACAUCAACAUGCUCCUCACCUGCGACCCCGCCAACAUCCACCACGUCUUCAGCCGAAACUUCUCCAACUACCCCAAGGGCCCCGAAUUCCGCAAGAUCUUCCACAUCCUGGGCGACGGCAUCUUCGGAGCCGAUUUCGACCUCUGGGAGAUUCACCGCAGGACCACGCUCUCGCAGCUCACCCACGCCUCCUUCGCCGCCCACCUCCAGGCCACCGUCUGGCGCAAGGUCGAGGUCGGCCUCCUCCCCUUGCUCCGCCGCUUCUGCGACCAGGGUGACGAGUUCGAUUUGCAGGACGUCUUCCAGCGGCUGACGUUUGACAACAUCUGCAAGCUGGUGCUGGACCACGACCCCUGCAGCUUGUCGCUCGAGCUGCCCCACAUCCCCUGCGAGAAGGCGUUCAGCGCCGUCGGGGAGCCGCUCAUGUACCGACACGUCAUCCCGGAGUUCAUCUGGAAGCUGCAGAGACGGCUGAACAUCGGCAGGGAGAGGAUGCUCGCCGAGGCCGAGCGUGCCAUCCACGACUUCAUCUAUCCGCGGCUAGGAUAUGAAAAGGAUAAUAAUGAAUUCAACAUGCUGAGAGCUUUCGAGCAGAUGUAUACAGACAAGAAUCUGGGGCCGCCUUCUGGAUUGAGAGACUUCUUGAAGGACACGGCACUGAGCUUGAUCUUCGCCGGCAGGGACACCACCAGCACCUCCCUCACCUGGCUUUUCUGGCUCAUCGCUCAGAAUCCGUCCACGGAGGCCAGGAUCCGGGAAGAGAUCGAGGCCGAGUUGAAUCUCAAGAAAGAAAAGAAAUGGAGAUGGUUCAGUGCACAAGAGUCACAGAAGCUAAAAUACCUGCACGGCGCGCUGUGUGAGUCGCUGAGGCUGUUUCCGCCGGUGGCGAUGGAGCACAAGGCUCCGAUGCAGCCGGAUAUUCUGCCGAGCGGGCAUUACCUGCGGAGGAACGCGAAGCUCAUAAUAUCGUUCUACUCGGUGGGGAGAAUGGAGAGCGUGUGGGGGAAAGACUGCUUGGAGUUCAAGCCGGAGAGGUGGAUCACUCGCAGUGGGAAGAUCAAACACGAGGCGUCGUACAAGUUCCCGGCGUUCAACGCGGGGCCCAGGACUUGCUUGGGGAAGGAGAUGGCCUUCAUACAGAUGAAGAUGGUGGCGGCGGCUAUCAUUUAUCAUUACCAUGUCCAACUAGUUGAGGGUCAUCCAGUUUAUCCUCGCGACUCCAUCAUUCUGCAAGCCAAGCAUGGAUUGAAAGUCAGCUUAUCUAGAAUUGCUAGCUAGCUCCUUGAUGAUCAUUCCUUAUACUAUUGAUGCCUAAUAGAUUAUUGUUGUGUUUCAUCAACUGUAUAUCCAUGUUUCUACACCAAAAUAACUGCGUAGGCCGAAUAAUCGAGGGAUUGAGCGAGAUUCGUGCCUCAAUAUAUUGUUUAUAUAUCAACAACUUAUCCACCAAAAUAACAUUAAGUGAUAAUUCGUUUUGGAAUAUACAAUUGUUGCUAUUUCGAUC
Salvia miltiorrhiza (redroot sage) is the source of this 1903-nucleotide messenger RNA. Its product is annotated as alkane hydroxylase MAH1-like. The record is from RefSeq and is a predicted model, not a curated record. Lineage: Eukaryota; Viridiplantae; Streptophyta; Magnoliopsida; Lamiales; Lamiaceae. Gene Ontology annotation, molecular function: iron ion binding; monooxygenase activity; heme binding.